GAAAUCAAAACACAACUACUUACAAGAAAGCUUUUUUUACCUCUCAUUUUCCCUCUAAUUUCAAGCUUUUUAUAUUAAAAAAAUGGGAAACAAAGCCUCCACAGCCAAAAUCGUCGAAAUUCACUCCAGCAGCGAGUGGACAGGUCACCUAGAGGCCUCCAAGCAAAGCAACAAACUGGUGGUGGUUGAUUUCUCGGCGACCUGGUGCGGACCCUGCAAAUUGAUGGAACCGGCGAUUGAAGACUAUGCCAAUAAGUAUGCUGACGUUGAGUUCCUCAAGAUUGAUAUCGACACUUUACCCGAUGUGGCUCGGGAAUUCAAAGUAGACUCGGUGCCGACAUUCGUUCUUGUUAAGAAAGGCACGGAGAUAUGCAGGCUGGUGGGAGCUAAAAAGACUGAACUCCACGAUCUCAUCGAGAAACACAGGGUUUUUAAUUAGCCAUCUUUUUCAGUUGGGAGAAUUAUGAGAGCAUAUAUAAAUAAAUAAAUACUGGCUGAUGAUGUAUAAGCAUUGCUGUGA
This is a messenger RNA of Hibiscus syriacus, 520 nucleotides long. RefSeq names its product thioredoxin H2-like. The transcript has 3 exons. Lineage: Eukaryota; Viridiplantae; Streptophyta; Magnoliopsida; Malvales; Malvaceae. The record is from RefSeq and is a predicted model, not a curated record. Bases 83 to 439 code for a protein of 118 amino acids.